UAGCAGCUUGGUUCCAGUCCAUCAGUCUCUUUUCCAAACCCAUGCCGACAUUUUGACAGAGUUUCAAGAAGGUCUGUCUAAGAAACAUAAUAACUAUGAAGGAAAAUGAGGGUCUUCUAAUGUUUGUAGCCUUUGUAAUGCUACUACUGUGGGGAGGCUGGGCAGAAGGCACUACACAUGACCAUAUUACUCGUCGACCAUAUCCUGUUCCUUUGAAUGGAUGUCCAGCACACCCAACCUCUCCAACCUACUGCUCUUUUGUCAGCAGGGGAGAUCUCAAUUCUACUGUUGAAGACUUAUGCCAAUUUUCUAUGCCACAAUAUGCCUGCGGCUUUGUAGAAAAGGUUUCCAAUCUGACCUCAAAAAAACUGGUCUCCAUUCUCAUGUGCUCUCUGAGGGACCCUGCCACCCAGCCUGAUCAAGAGGCUUUCUUGCUGCUUUUUGAAAGAGUCAAGCUCAGCACUUUGCAGGAUGCUCUGAAUCAGAUCAGCAUGGAGAUCUCCAGAGACCAGAUGUUACCAACUUUCAAAAGAUUCUUGCUGAAUGCAGCAUGGGAAAAAAUUAAGACAGAUCCUUUAGUAUGGAGUGCUGGCUUCCUCUCCUCUUGGUUCCAAGAGACGAUGCAUUCUUACUUGACAGAUGUGAACACCAACAUCUUAGACUGCAUGACUCAAAUUCCGAUCAGCUGUGAUGGCUUCAGAACAAUUGUCCAGGCCUUAGACAGUGUGUACCCUGACAUGGAUAACAGCACAAGACAGUUGGUGGCCAGCUGGAUUGGAAGAUUCCUUACUGUAUUCCGGUGCCAGAAAAGAUCACAUAAAGAAUGGAUACAAAACAAUUGGAAGAGCUUUCAAAAUUAUGCCUCCUAUAAUGACUUCACAAAGAUCUGGAGUGGUUUUGAUGGGUUUGCUGCUCUCGAUGUCCUUACUGCUUCCCAGCUGUCCCAACUGAUUGUCACUCAUGAGGUCCUUGCCAACUUCACCCUAAUGGAACCUGUUGCCAAAGCCCUCAGCAGCCAGGAUGUCCUUUAUAUAGAGGGCUUCCUGGAUGAGUUGUCCAGAUCACCACUUGACCUCCUGCUUGACCAAAAAGCUGCGUCUCUUGCCCUGGAGACCAUUCUGACCAAGAUCAACCACAGCUUUCCUGAUCUUUGCUCACCCUCCCUGAAAGACCUGUUCCAAAUCAAACUUGUGCGCUUGCUGCCCUUUCUUGAUACCAAGAUAAUGAUGCUGUUUCCAACUCAGAUAGGCUGUGUGGACUUCCAUGAUAUGUAAGUUUGUUCAGGUUUGGAAUGAGGU
Messenger RNA from Protobothrops mucrosquamatus (brown spotted pit viper), 1298 nucleotides. RefSeq lists its product as uncharacterized. NCBI's taxonomy places the organism in Eukaryota, Metazoa, Chordata, Lepidosauria, Squamata, Viperidae. The record is from RefSeq and is a predicted model, not a curated record. Bases 96 to 1274 code for a protein of 392 amino acids. The transcript is spliced from 11 exons.